This is a messenger RNA of Arctia plantaginis, 1449 nucleotides long. Lineage: Eukaryota; Metazoa; Arthropoda; Insecta; Lepidoptera; Erebidae. The record is from the annotation of a GenBank genome assembly.
AUGCAAACUAAAUAUAGAGUUCGAGGCCAUACAUGGAGAAGUAUUCAAUGCAAUAAAUCUAUCCCUUAUAACAUAGACUGUACAAGUUGUGGUGAGCUGAUGUUGCCAAUGAUGGGACUAUUCUGUGAAUGCUGUGCUGUGAGUGCCUGUAAAUUAUGUCACAGAAUUGUUGACAGACAAUUUCGAUGUAAACAGAUUACUUCCCCAGAAGGAAAACCAUUUUAUCACCACUGGGUUAAUGUGGGUACUGUACAAAGUGAAAAUGUGGAUCAGAAUGAAGAUUUACUGAAGAGAUAUUAUUGCACUUGGUGUCAAAAGACUAAACUGUUAACUGACACACCGGUGGCUGAUGCAGAGAUAUGCGAUUUUGAAAAAUACAGAAGCAUUAUAAUUCCUCCUGCAUGUGUACAGUUUGAAAAAGGAAUGGUAACAAUAAAACAUCCAGGGGAUAAUGAUUGGGAACCCCUCAUAAUCUUAGCUAAUCCUAAAUCUGGCAGUAAUAGGAGUGAUGAAGUACUUUCCUUGUUUAGAGGUCUACUUAAUCCUAUCCAAGUCGUGGAUAUAAGUUCGACGUCACCUGAGAAAGUGGUGCGAUGGUUGCCCACCAAAUGCCGUGUUUUAGUCGCCGGAGGAGAUGGUACUGUUGCGUGGGUGUUGAAUACACUGCUAUCUUUUCCUCACGUUAAGGCGGCGGUUGCAAUUCUGCCUAUGGGGACAGGCAAUGACUUGUCCCGCGUUCUGGGAUGGGGUACAGGCGGCAAUUCGCAGUUGGAUGCACAUAGUAUUAUCAGUUCUGUGAAACAGGCCCACCUUCAGUGUCUUGACAGAUGGAAGGUGACUAUAACUCCAAAACGCAGACGGCUGGGUCGGUUACGACAGCAGCGUGUGCUAUAUGCAUACAAUUACGCGAGUAUUGGAGUUGACGCACAAGUCGCCCUCGAUUUCCACUACGCCAGAUCACAGUUUUUAUAUCGUUACGCUAGUCGGACGCUUAAUUAUAUAGCAUAUGCCUUCCUGGGCGUUGGUCGUGCGUUAGACGACGGCGGGUGCGGAGGCCUCGAGCGACGCCUCCACGUGUGGCUCGGCGCUGCAGCCGACCCGCUCACCCUGCCGCCCAUGCAAGCGCUCGUCGCUCUCAACAUUCCCUCUUGGGGGGCUGGCGUAGACUUGUGGAGCAUGGGGACUGAAGACGACGUAGCAGAACAAAGUAUAAAUGAUGGCAAACUUGAGGUGGUGGGCAUUUCUUCGUCAUUCCAUAUAGCCAGACUGCAGUGUGGAUUAGCAGAACCUUAUCGUUUCGCUCAGGCUUCAAGUCUAAAGAUUGAAUUAGAAGGAUCCUGUGCAAUGCAAGUAGAUGGUGAACCUUGGAUGCAGGGACCGUCGACUAUACUUAUCGAGCCAGCUGGACAAAGCCUCAUGCUCCGCGCAAAAAUUAAAAUAACCGAAUGA